AUGAAGCGAGGCAGAACGGACGAGAUUCAGUUUGGGCAACCUAGGCCACAGCAAGCAACAGGACAGCAGCGCAUUAUUACGACCUCGCAGCCUCAUAAUGCCGGUACCGCCGGCGCUGGCUCGACGAUACAGUAUCAAAUCACACCGAAUGUUAUCAAAACGUCUGCUGUUACUCCAUCCGAUUCGGCACCGUCCAUAACUGGCAUAGUCUCCUCGCAGCAAUCGUCACAGCUUCCACCGCAACAAGCGACCAGUGUCCAGUACACGUCUUCUUAUAACUCUCCGAUUGGAGCAAAUCUAAUUAAAGGCCAGCAACAACAAUCGGCAGUUGGUCAGCAGCAGCCAACUCAGCAGCAACAACAAGUUCACGUGGUGAAUUCAACAAACCAGGUUCGAAGCACACCGGGUCAUAAGGCGGCGCCUUCAGGCCCGAAUUCCGGCUCAACCACAGGCACUGGUACCGGACAAGUCAUAGCAAACAUGUCGCCCGGAGUUUUACCAGGAGGGGGCAGCGGUGGCCCUGGCCAGCAACCAACGCAACAGCAGCAGCAGCAGGGUGGUUCCCCGACAGCACCGCAAGGACAGGCUCAGCUGCAGCGCCUGAAAGUGGAAGACGCGCUCAGCUAUCUCGAUCAAGUGAAGUACCGGUUCGGUAACCAACCGCAGGUGUACAAUGACUUCCUGGACAUCAUGAAAGAGUUCAAAUCUCAAAGCAUCGACACACCGGGCGUUAUCCAACGAGUUUCGAAUCUUUUCAAAGGCCACCCGGAGCUGAUCGUGGGAUUCAAUACGUUCCUUCCGCCGGGUUACAAAAUCGAGGUGCAAGCCAACGAUCAGGGCUACGCCUUCCAAGUGUCGGUGUCGGUGCCCUCGACCUCGACCGGUACGUCGGUCGCUCCGACGCCAUCGCCUCACAAGUACAAUACCAUUUUCCAGGGCGUUGGCCAGAUUGUGCAAGCAACAGCCGGUGGCGGCGGAGGAGGGGCUUCGAGCAAUCCCCCGAAUCCGACGAGUGCACCAACGAUGGGUGUGAAUCUCAUGUCUUAUGGAACCGCCGGUGGUGGUCACUCGGUUGCGGGGGCUACAACUACCACCGCCGGUGGCACUGCAGCUGCUGCUAUCGUGCCCGUGCUCAGUGGAACCAUGCAGCAACCGUCGUCGGGUGCGUCGGCGAUCACCGUUAAUGCUGCCCCGGUGGUGGCACCUCAGAACGCUCAGCCAUUACCAACGAUUGCGGCAGCCACCAUAGCACCGCAAAUGGCGCAAAAUUUCGCCACACGUGACCAUCGUGGCGGCGAUCUCCACCAUCGGGAACGCACUAUCUCCACGGGUGGCUCCACAAGCAAUGCUAGCCUACCGACAACAGUUACCGCUGUAGUGGACACAUCGACGGUGACGGUUGUUGCAGGCGGUGGUCAACCGCCGCAAUCUCAGCAAAGCAUCCACCGCAUGAUCUCGCAGCAAGUCAUUACUCAACAACCAACGACGGCCGGUUCCAUCGUUCCUCCGACGGCUAUGGUGGCGGCCAUACCACCAUCACAGCAGCAGCAGCAACAACAGCACCACCAGCAGCAAUUACAAACGGCAGCAGCCCAGCUAGAGGGAGCCACGGGUCAGCAGAUAGUGGUGCCGGGUGGCGUGGUCGUUCCUACGUCCGCACCUCCGAACACGCCCACAGCGAACCAGCCGGUCGAAUUCAAUCAUGCCAUUACGUAUGUUAACAAGAUCAAGAAUCGGUUCCACUCGCAGCCGGAAAAGUACAAAAGAUUUCUCGAGAUUCUGCACACCUACCAGAGGGAGCAGAAAACGCAGAAGGAAACGGCCCAAAGUGGCAGCUCGUCCAACGCCAAACAGCUGACCGAAGCGGAGGUGUACACGCAAGUGGCGAAGCUUUUCGAUAAUCAGGAAGAUUUGCUGCGCGAAUUCGGUCAGUUCCUGCCGGAUGCAACGGGCAACCAUCAGAAUCAAGGGAGCGGUGUAAUGUCAGCCGCCGGAGUUUUGCACGGCACCAACAAGAAUCAUAGUCUGUCGACGGCACACGAUUCGCCGCUACAGCACCACGCCGCACAUCAGCAGCAGUUGAGUGUUGCUGGCGGCGGUACAGGAAACGUUUCGGCCACUGGAGGAACACUGUCGGGUGGAACUGCUGUGCAUGGGAGUGGCAAAAAGCUAUCAAACAGUGGCGGUGGUGGUACCGGUGCCGGCGGAAUGGGAAUCGGCCAUAUGAAGAACUACAGCAGCUUGCAUUCGAAUUUGAUACGCUUGCAGCAGGAUCGCGACUACGCCACGGUGGCAGCGGCCUGUGGGGACGGGAAAGACUACGCGAUCGUUACACCAAGUGGAACAACGGGGCUUCCUUCCGGAGGCGGCGUUGGUGGCUUACCCUCCAGAGGUGCAGGAGGGGUGCUGUUGGAGAAGGACCGAAACCAUGUGGCCAGCGGUAGCGGGAGCAGCUUGAACCAGAAGUAUAUCCAUAACGCUUCGAUGGGAUCGCUCGGGGGAAGUAUGUCGGGCGCAGGCAAUGUGCUUCCACCGGGGCUGUCCGGUGCUGGCGGCAGUAUGGGGCCGCAUGUCAUGUCGAACAUGUCCCACGGCGGAGGCGGUGGUGCCAUCAAGCGUUCACCGUCGUACUCAUCGCAAAUGGUAUCGAUCGGCGGGAUGGCGGGCAAUCUGUCGUCGCCGCGUGAUCAUCGGGCCGGAGGAGUCGAUGGCGGUCUUGGUGGUCCGCCCCCCAUUAAGCGUCAUAAGCCGAUUUGUCGGGACGUGUCGCUGGCGGAGGCGUCCAAGUACGGGACACUGAACGAUUAUGCAUUUUUCGACAAGGUCCGCAAAGCGCUACGGAGCCCCGAUGUGUACGCCAACUUUCUCCGUUGUCUGACGUUGUUCAAUCAGGAGAUUGUAUCGAAAUCGGAUCUUUUAACGCUGAUCACACCGUUCCUGAGCCGCUAUCCGGACUUGCUCAAGUGGUUCCAAGAUUUCGUGGGCUCUCCCAGCGGAGCGGCCACCGAGUGUGUGCCACUGUCGGCGGCAGCGGCAGCCGCCCAGCGACAGGAUCGCUCCCAGAACGAGCUGGCGACGGAUAUUGAUCUGUCGACGUGCAAACGACUUGGCGCCAGCUACUGCGCACUGCCCAAGUCGCACGAAAAUGUCAAGUGCACCGGUCGGACCAGUCUGUGCCGGGAUGUGCUGAACGAUACGUGGGUUUCGUUCCCGACCUGGUCGGAAGAUUCCACGUUCGUCACGUCGCGCAAAACGCAGUACGAGGAGUUUAUCUAUCGAUGUGAGGACGAACGGUUCGAGCUGGACGUGGUGAUCGAAACGAACAGUGCCACGAUUCGGGUGCUCGAGGGAGUCCAGAAGCGCCUGACGCGAAUGUCGCAGGACGAAAUCAGUCGGUUUCGGUUGGACGACUGUUUAGGUGGAACGUCACCGACGAUACACCAGCGGGCGCUGAGGCGAAUCUAUGGGGAUAAGGCGGCGGACAUUAUUCAGGGGCUCAAGAAGAACCCAUCCGUUGCUGUACCCGUCGUGUUGCGGCGCAUGAAAGCAAAGGAAGAGGAAUGGCGCGAAGCGCAAAAGAGUUUCAAUAAGCAAUGGCGUGAGCAGAACGAAAAGUACUAUCUAAAAUCGUUGGAUCACCAGGGUAUCAACUUCAAGCAGACGGACAUCAAAGCUCUCCGUUCGAAAAGUUUGUUCAAUGAAAUUGAGACACUUUUUGAUGAGGUGAGUUACAUGAAGCGUCACGAGCAAAUCGAAGAUUCGGGUGUCUCGUCAACGCAAGCCGGUGGUGGGCCACACAUGACGAUACCGUACAAGGACAAGACAAUACUCGAAGAUGCAGCAAAUUUGCUAAUACACCAUGUUAAGCGCCAAACUGGCAUCCAGAAGCAGGAGAAAGCACGGAUAAAGCACAUGCUGCGCCAAUUUGUGCCGGAUUUGUUCUUCGCCCCCCGGCAACAGCUGAGCGAAGACGAACGGGAAGAAGACGACAAAGAUAUGGAUGUCGACCAGGAUGAAGAUGAUUGUAGUAGUGGUGCCGGGACGAAACCUUCCUCUUCAAACACGAAGAAAGCAACUGGUAACAGUGGCUCAACAGGCAAUAGCAAUGCCACCGGUUCUACCACUGCGUCAGCUACGGAACUGUCAUCAUCCAAAGAGGAGUGUGGCAAUAGCGGUUCCUCAGAAGGCGGCAGUACUACCGGUUCGAAGGUUGUGGGGUCUUACGAGUCACCGACAAUGGUGGCACCGGCAGUUAAUAGUGCUGGCGCGACAGGCGCCUCCGCUUCUUUCACCACACCAACCACCACUUCUUCGUCGUCGUUGGGAGCAGAAAGUACAAACAGCUGCAGCAGUGUUGUCCCCGGAGAAGCAAGCAACAGCAGUAGAAACAGUGCUUCCGGAACUGCUGCUACUGCUACGCCUGAGAGCGGUUCGACCGAUAACCAGCUUUCGAUAAAAACAGAAAUUAAGGAUGAAAAUGAUGUGGCCGGUGGUUCAUCACAAGACCAAGGCACCGGUGGUCGACAGCCCAUGAGUCCGCCUCCGUUACCGGCGCACGCCCUUGGCAAACAUAUUGAAGAGGCGUACACGCUGUUCUUUGCCAACAACAACUGGUACCUGUUCCUGCGGCUGCACGCGAUCCUGUGUGAGCGUUUGCGAACGAUCUACGAGCGGGCCCAAAUCAUUGCCGCGGAGGAACGUGCCUACGAGAGCACCCGCAACAACAGCACCGCCACGGCGCUGCGCUUGAAGCCGAAAAGCGAAAUCCGCAUCGAAGAGUAUUACAGCACGUUCCUGGAGAUGCUAAAGAAUCUGCUCGAUGGAAACAUGGAAUCGAGCAGCUACGAGGACACCCUCCGGGAGAUGUUUGGAAUCCACGCGUACAUUGUUUUCACACUGGACCGGGUUGUGCAAAACGCGGUGCGCCAGUUGCAACACUGCGUCACGGAGCGGGGCGCCCUCGAGUGUGUGGAUCUGUUCCAGAACCGCAAAGGCACCGUCGGUGGUUUGUGUAGGACCGCAAACCGUCGCAUUGCUGCCGAGCUCGCUUACCAGCGAAAGGCGGAGGCCUCGCUGCAGGAUGAAAACUGCUACAAGAUUUAUAUCUAUAAAAUUGACUGUCGCGUCACGAUCGAGCUGCUCGAUACCGAGUCGGAAGAUACGACAAACAACUUCGUUAACUCACAAGCGUACAGUUCGUACGUCGAUCGGUUGUCGAAUCCGACGGCCGGUGCCGGCACUGGUAGUGAUAGUGGCGCCGGUGGAGACGGAGCUACUGGCAGCAGUGGCGGUGGCGGCGGCAGUACUACACUCCUGGACAGCGGCAAUGCUAGGAACAAUCACAACACAAAUGUAGCAAACUCCGUUGCGAAAAGCAAGGUCGAGGAAGGAGGAGGAACUGCUGAAGGUGCAGAGCCCGAAAUUAAAAUCGAGAAACCGGACGACGAGUUGCGUCAUCCCGUGAACGCCGUCACACAACGCCAACUGUUCUUGGCCCGAAACUUGCGCCAUUUCAAGAAGUGCAAUCGGCACGAUAAAAAACCACAGCCAGUGACCAUCGAUGGUAAAAGCGCGACGGACGGUUCUACGACAUCGUGGCCGGUGGUACCUUCGGAUUCGGAAGAUACUGUUUCUGGUGAGGACACGACUGCCGGGGAGCGAGCUAACCUGAAGGUUUCAAAAUGCACCACUGUAAAAGGGGGAACUCCCAUGGCCAAUGAUAGCGUUAACUCUGAACAAACGCUCGAUUCAAAGCAUGUCACCUGCAACGACGACGAUGACAAAACGAAAACUGGAACAGUGGCACCACCACCGUACACGACGACUAAUGCUACCACCGUUCCACCGAAUGCCUUAUCAGCAGCAGCAGCUAGCGCAGCUGGCAGUGGUGGUGGUAGCGCGGGAAAAGGAACUAGUAACAUGAACAACAACAACAACAUCAACAAUAUGAACAACAACAGUAUCGGUAGUGGCGGCGGAAGUGGCAAAAAAUCCGACAAUCCGCUGUGGUACGGCAGCAGCAGCGCCAGCUGCACCACCACUAGUAGUGGCAAGAAAUCGUCCGCGCCGGAGCGAUUAUCGAGCAUGAACGGAGAUCACAGUCUGUACAUCGACGAUACGGAGCAACUGAAGAUGGACAAUCAUUUUAAAGCGUCCAAAGUUCGAAACAAAAAAUAUACGAUGUAUCGAGUCGGUUCGUUGUCGCGUGCAUACAAGAGCCACCCGGCAGUUACGAAGCGAAAGCAUAGGAAAUUCAGCGCAUUUGUGAGCAGGUGGCUGGAUCGGAACGUAUCGUCCACGCAGCGUGACGUGUGCACCGACUGGUUGCUAGGCAGACAGACGACGACGGCGGGUACGGGGACGACGACAACGACGACGCAAAGCUUAACCACCACCGUGGUCGUACAGAACACCGACCUUAACCGCACGCCGUACGUAACGUACAAACGCUACAAAGUUGAGAGCGCAGAGUACAGUUGAGUCAACUUUAUUUAAGUGUCGUAUUCACCAGCAGUCGACUACACCAAACUUUUCGUGAAAGUACGAAGAGAAAAGCGCUUUGAUAUGAGGGAGACAAAACUCGAGCAUUUUCAAAACGAUGAACAUUGUUUGUGUCACCAACUUAACCACCCCCUACCCGGACACACAUAAGUUAACAAUAACUGAAUCAGAAUUAGAAUUUGUACCCCUGAGUCAGACAGACUUCAGAAUUUAUAUGGUUGAGCAGAAUUUGUUCAUGCAAUUUAUUUGAAAUUUAAAUCAAUGAACAUGUAUAGCAAUUGUGUACAAAGUAAGUAUGGAAAAUAUUUAAUAUGAUGGACUUGUCCAAGUUUAGAUUAAGGUAAAUCUACUGUAAAGUGGGGAGUGUAUAGUGUCGAUGAGCAUACAAGAUUCUUACUAACGUGCCGCGCGCCCUGCCCUGCACGACAGACAUUUACAUUUACUUCACAAAAACUUUGCUUCCAAUACCUUUCCGGUAGAGUGUACGCAAGUGGUCCUUCGGGAUAAUUAAUUAUUGUUUUAAAUAUAGGGAUAAAUCCGGCACAAUGAUGACCGAAACGUGUGAUCGGAUGCAACAUGCCAUAUACUUGGGGCAUUUCAAUCAUGAUAGGACACAAAAAAGAAUGCAAUAAUUAUGUGGUUAUUAACGUAUAAAACCAAAAUAUGUGUGCUAUUUUGAAAGGAGUGAGUGAGAGACAAUUUCGACCAUCAAAGAGCAUCGUGGAGCAGCGCGCAGGGGUGGCAGCAUCAUGUUAUUAGUGACGGAAAGCGCAUGACGAGAGGGACGUUAUUGUUUAUAAAGAUUUCGCUAAAAACAA
Molecule: messenger RNA, 7319 nt
Organism: Anopheles bellator
Lineage: Eukaryota; Metazoa; Arthropoda; Insecta; Diptera; Culicidae
Gene: Sin3A
Product: paired amphipathic helix protein Sin3a
Exons: 10
Coding region: 1-6480 (2159 amino acids)
Biological process (GO): negative regulation of transcription by RNA polymerase II
Cellular component (GO): chromatin
Molecular function (GO): transcription corepressor activity
Source: RefSeq, a predicted model, not a curated record